Hyaloscypha bicolor E is the source of this 986-nucleotide messenger RNA. RefSeq names its product C-8 sterol isomerase. Bases 73 to 771 code for a protein of 232 amino acids. The transcript has 3 exons. NCBI's taxonomy places the organism in Eukaryota, Fungi, Ascomycota, Leotiomycetes, Helotiales, Hyaloscyphaceae. Gene Ontology annotation, cellular component: endoplasmic reticulum. The record is from RefSeq and is a predicted model, not a curated record. Gene Ontology annotation, biological process: ergosterol biosynthetic process.
CAACAACCUCCUUUCUCCUUCGCGUCAACUUCUCACUCUCCUUAAUUACCUUUCCUUCAAUUGGUCGCAAUCAUGCCACCGAAAGAAUCGUCUUCAGCUUCUGUUGUCACACCACAGUCCUUCGCUCGGAAAGCAACUAUCUUCGCGGUCGUCUUCGCGCUCUUGACCGUUCUGUACAGGUUCUUGGACUCACACCUCGACUGGUUCUACAUCCUUAAUCCUACGGACCUUCAUGAUCUCUCGUUGCGUGCCAUUGGGGCUCAUGGGAACGACACCACCGCUGUCGUGGCCUACAUUACCAAAGAGUUAAGCGACAAGUUCCCUGGAGGGUAUAUCAAUCUUGAUCAGGAGUGGAUCUUCAAUAAUGCUGGAGGUGCCAUGGGAGGGAUGUACAUUAUCCAUGCCAGCAUCACAGAAUACCUUAUUAUCUUCGGCACCGCAGUGGGCACCGAAGGCCACACAGGCCGUCAUACCGCCGACGACUACUUCCACAUCCUGAAAGGCACUCAGCUCGCCUAUACUCCGGGAUCCUAUGAGCCAGAAGUCUACCCGCAAGGUAGUGUGCACCAUCUUCAUCGUGGUACCGUGAAGCAGUACAAGAUGGACAGUGCUUGCUUUGCGCUUGAGUAUGCGCGGGGAUGGAUUCCCCCCAUGUUGGGCUUUGGGUUUGCGGACGGUCUGACGAGUACUUUGGAUAUUCCGACGCUGUGGAGAACGACUUGGGUCACUGGAAGGGAGAUGGUUUUGAAUUUGGCGAGGGGCAAGUUGUAAACUAUAAGCAAGUAAUUCCAAGUUUAAGGAGAAAUGCGAAUCGGAGAUGCAGGGAUUUGGGGGGAUGGAGACUGUAUGAGGAGAUAAUCGUAAUGUAAGGACUUGUCACGAUGAAGUCUAGCGAGGUGCUCGAACGAACUUCUACACAUUAAUAUACAGUGACCUGAAUCUGGUCUUUAGGUAAUGCAACUCCAGAGCCAUCCGCCAAUGAUAAU